GGAAGGCAGAGCUUGGCUGCUGCCGGCAUGCCUACACGUACGGUCGGAUAGCGACAGCAACAGCAAUGGUAGCAGCAUCCUGUCAGGAUAUUUGCCACUUGUUCAGUCAGUGCGAGACGAGAUCUCGUUGCUGAUGGAAGUGUGUUUCCAGCUGCCAGCUGCCGUGUGUGGACAUACUGGCAUAAGCAAAAAAUAUAAUUUAUUUAUUUAAAAUAAUUUUUAGUUUGAGUAUUUACAAAGUGACCCAAAAAAGGGAAGACAUUUAAAAAGUGGUGGCUGAAGAUACAUACCAUACAUAGCGAACAAAAAACAAUACAACAAACAAAAUAAUCCAAUGAGCAUUCGUGAGUGAAUGAAUUUUAUAAAAAACAUUCAAAAAAAAUGUUAUAGGUUGUGUAAAAUAACACUGAAUAGUUGAAAGUAUGCACUUUAAGUGAAAGCAAAUACAUUUUUUUGUUAUCAAGUGUUAAUUCCUUUUCGAUAAAUCGUCACAUCUGCAUCAAACGCGUACGAAGAGGACGACGAGCUAGAACAAAAUACGAUAUUAAUAAAUAUGUGAAAUUUUAGCAGCUAACGGGUGAGUUCAACGCUAAGCAAUUCUACCCACGCAGUCCAACGCCGACAACAAUAGCAACCAGUAACCAUAAUUGCAGCCAAGCGCAACUCAGACGUCACAAAUAACCGUUAAGCCACCGCAACCACAAUUCCCUCAAAAAUACGGUCAGCAAAAGCAAACGAAAAGCAGCGAUUAUCUUUGCCAACAUCCUGACGCACCACAACAAAAUUCCAAAUUAGUAACAAGCGGGUGGCGCAAUGCAAUCGACUGAUUCUGGAGAUGGAGCAAAAAACUUCAAUCAGCACAUCACCAGUCACUUGGCAUCAUCAUCCACCACAGCGGGAGCAACUGCAGCAGCAGCACCAGUACCAGCUACAGCAACCACAACAAUAAACGACGCGACCACAUCAUUCAGCACUACACCCGCACAGAGCAGCCAAAGCAACGCACUCAACCACGAUACACCCAGCAAGAAUCCCUUCAAACAAGCACCGUCUCAGUGGAGCAACGAUCAAAGAUUAACGCAACAACAGCAACAGAAUGCCAGCAACAAAACGUACAACAACAGCGCUCAACAUGCCAACGAAGCAGGAGGUGGCAUUUUUGGCGCCGCUGGCGCAACAACAACGCAAGCAACACCGGCACCGAACUCGACCACAGAUCCAGCGGCAAUCAAGACACCGGGACGACUUUAUAUGACAACACAACCGCCACCGGAUCAUUGUCGACAGGAGGACUACCGCGCCGCCGGGACAUGGGCCACCUUCAAGAAUUGGAUGAUCGGUUGGCGCGGGUCGCGACAACUCGUCUUGAUCAUUGUGGCCAUUGCGUUGUUAUUGGAUAAUAUGUUGUUGACAACUGUUGUUCCUAUAAUACCCGAGUUCCUGUACGACAUACGCCAUCCGGAUGCACCGCUCGACAGUUAUCCACGCACGCCACUCACCACACACACUCCACCGCCACCCACUCAAUCACCCUGCAGCCCAAAUGGCGAGCCACUGCCAACAGUGGAGGUGUCAACGCUAAGUCCAGAAGAAAAUUUCACCUUAUAUCGAGAGUUGGAAGAGCGACACAAAGAGUUGGUGGGCGAGACCGUUGAAGUGGGCAUUCUAUUCGCAUCGAAGGCUUUCGUACAAUUGCUAGUUAAUCCGAUCGUUGGACCUUUGACACACAGAAUCGGCUACAGCAUUCCUAUGUUCGCCGGUUUCGUUAUCAUGUUUCUGUCAACACUGAUCUUCGCCUUCGGACGUUCGUAUUUGGUACUGUUCGUGGCGCGUGCGCUACAAGGCAUCGGUUCAUCGUGCUCCUCUGUCUCGGGUAUGGGCAUGUUGGCAGAUCGCUAUACGGACGACAAGGAACGUGGCAAUGCAAUGGGCGUGGCAUUGGGUGGCUUAGCAUUGGGCGUGCUCAUCGGUCCACCGUUCGGGGGUGUAAUGUACGAAUUUGUUGGCAAAUCGGCACCAUUUUUGAUACUCUCCGCACUGGCUUUAGGCGAUGGAUUACUUCAACUCUUUAUGCUGCAACCGUCUAUACAACGUGCCGAUACAGAGCCACCCUCACUGAAAGCGCUUAUUAGUGAUCCAUACAUACUGAUCGCUGCCGGCUCAAUUACAUUUGCCAAUAUGGGCAUUGCCAUGUUGGAGCCGUCGUUGCCACUUUGGAUGGUCGAUAAUAUGGGCGCCACGCGUUGGGAACAAGGUGUUGCCUUCUUACCAGCCUCCAUUAGUUACCUCAUUGGCACUAAUCUCUUCGGACCUCUCGGACAUAAGAUUGGACGUUGGUUUGCUGCCUGUUUGGGUUUGAUUAUCAUCGGCUGUUGCUUGAUCAUGAUUCCCAUGGCCACCUCGAUUACGCAUCUCAUUCUACCCAAUGCUGGUUUGGGUUUCGCCAUCGGCAUGGUGGACUCAUCAAUGAUGCCCGAACUUGGCUAUCUCGUAGAUAUACGUCACUCUGCUGUUUAUGGUAGUGUUUAUGCUUUGGGCGAUGUCGCCUUUUGUGUGGGAUUUGCUGUGGGUCCAGCGCUCAGCGGUACACUAGUCAAAUCAAUCGGUUUCGAAUGGAUGUUGGUGGGCAUUGCAAUUUUAUGCUUUCUCUAUGCUCCACUGUUAACGCUGCUCAAGAAUCCACCCACAAAGGAGGAGAAAAAGGUUGGUAACACGGUGAAUGAAGGUGUUAAUGCCGAUGCUGAUGCGUCUGCGCCUGCGUCUGUGGCUGUGUCUGUACCUGCGAAUGCCAAUGGCAAUGUGAAUAUAGGCAAUGAUGUGCUGGUAAUGGCCACGACCAACAGUCCAGCCAUUAUGCAUGAAGGCAUGACGAAUGAGGCUUUUGAAAGUGAACGACUUUGAGUUGCGAGAAUCGUUUGUUGUUUUAAUUUAACUGAGCUUGGCUUUCUGUUCGUUCCUCUUAAGAUCGCAUGGCGUUUAUGUGAGAAGAUUUUUUUUUUUUUGGUUUGUUUUUUAUUUUAAUACAUUUAAUUACAAAUUUUGUUUUUUUUGCAAAUAUGUUUGAAAAUGUAUGUAUUCCAACUGUAUUUGUUUAUUAAAGUAUUUUAAAGCGAAUUUUCGCAUAUUUUAUUAAAACUCUGUAAUUUUUUCCCAUUUCCUACCUUUUAGUUAUGUAAUACUAAAUUUAAAUUGCAUAUUUUUCCUCUAUUCCUACCUUUUACUUGCUUAAAAUCUGAUUAUUUUAGUUUAAAAUCAAAUUUCAAAUAUAUUUUGGCUCCAUCACGCAUUAAGCGCUUUAGACCUAGUAUUUUUAUAAACAUUUAGUGCAAUUAAGUAAAUAUGUAGUAAGAAGUUCAGUUUCCCAAUCCAAAUAUUUUUAAGUUUUUUAACUUAUAACGCUGAAUUAUGUAUGAAUUUUCCUACUAAAUAAAAAUAAAAAUAAUUUUUUUUAAUAUAAA
This is a messenger RNA of Anastrepha obliqua, 3458 nucleotides long. RefSeq names its product synaptic vesicular amine transporter (gene Vmat). Gene Ontology annotation, cellular component: synaptic vesicle membrane; terminal bouton. Lineage: Eukaryota; Metazoa; Arthropoda; Insecta; Diptera; Tephritidae. The coding region runs from base 814 to 2901 and encodes 695 amino acids. The record is from RefSeq and is a predicted model, not a curated record. The transcript has 9 exons. Gene Ontology annotation, molecular function: xenobiotic transmembrane transporter activity; serotonin:sodium:chloride symporter activity. Gene Ontology annotation, biological process: transmembrane transport; xenobiotic transport; aminergic neurotransmitter loading into synaptic vesicle.